Molecule: messenger RNA, 1788 nt
Organism: Andrographis paniculata
Lineage: Eukaryota; Viridiplantae; Streptophyta; Magnoliopsida; Lamiales; Acanthaceae
Product: MLO-like protein 12
Exons: 14
Coding region: 83-1597 (504 amino acids)
Biological process (GO): defense response
Cellular component (GO): membrane
Source: RefSeq, a predicted model, not a curated record
UUUAUAAACGCACCACAAUUUUCUUCUGUUCUAGAAAAAGUCAUUUUUCUCUGAUUUCCGUCUCUCUCGCAGAAAAUUUGAUAUGGCCGGAGACGGCGGCGAAGAAGGUCAGUCGAUUCAAACCACGCCGACGUGGGCGCUGGCGACGGUUUGUUUCGUGCUGAUUUCGAUUUCCAUUCUCAUCGAGCACGGCCUUCAUCUCCUCGAGAAGUUCCUGGAGAAGAAGAAGAGAAAAGCUCUGAUUCGGGUUCUAAACAAAGUUAAAUCAGACUUGCUCCUUUUAGGGUUUAUCUCCUUGCUGAUUCCUGUGUGCGAGAAAAUAAUACCCAAAAUCUGCAUACCGGAGGGAGUUGCCAAGUCGUUUCUUCCUUGCAGCGAUUCCGCCAUUGACGAAGAGGUCGUAGCUAAAUGCCUGAAACAGGGGAAGAUCUCCUUGAUGUCUGCAAAUGGUUUUCAACAGCUUCAGUUACUGAUAUUUUUCCUUGCGUUCUUCCAUGUUCUCUCCGGCUUCCUCAUAUUCAGCCUCGGAAUGGCAAAGAUGAAGCAAUGGCAACACUGGGAGGCAGAAACCAAAACUCUCGAAUAUCGAUUCGCAAAUGAUCCAAGACGAUUCCAGUUCAUCCACCAGACAUCAUUUGGGAGGCGACACCUUAAAUCUUGGUCGGAACACAAAGCGCUGCGUCUGCCGGUUAACUUUCUCCGGCAAUUCUACGGAUCAGUCUACAAAGUCGACUACCUUACACUUCGCCAUGGAUUCAUCGCAGCGCAUUUCUCCGAAGAUAGCAGCUUCGAUUUCCAGAAGUAUCUUCUACGAGCACUCGACAAAGAUUUUACCAUGGUUGUCGGCAUACGUCUUUGGCUAUGUGUCUUCUCAGUACUCUUCUUCUUCUUCAAUGCUUAUGUGUUCCAUGACUAUGCUUGGCUUCCUUUCAUCCCAUUUGUGAUGCUACUGGUAGUCGGGACGAAGCUGCAAAGUAUCAUUACAAAAAUGUGCUUAGACAGCAGCCAAAAAUCCCAUGUUAUCACCGGAACUCCCCUCGUCCGCCCCAGCAACCAUUUCUUCUGGUUUGAUCAACCGCGCCUUUUCCUCCACCUCAUGCAUUUCAUCUCAUUUCAGAACUCAUUCCAACUAGCAUUCUUCUCGUGGUCUUGGUACAAAUUCGGGCUGCGAUCAUGCUUCCACCAUACCACUCUAAGCAUCGCCGUCAAGCUAACGAUGGGAGUGAUUGUGCUCGUUCUAAGCGGAUACGUUACUCUCCCUCUAUACGCCUUAGUCACUCAGAUGGGCACUUCCAUGGCGGAAUCCGUGUUCCCGGAUGGAGUAAACCAAGGUCUAAAACGAUGGCGCGCCAAAGCCAGGCGCAACGUCGCUGUAAGAAGCAACAGGCCAUUGCUAGCUUCCGCGAACAACGAUGCAUCGGUCGAGUCUCUGUCUUCUUUAACUACACUGGAUGAUGCCUCUGCCUCUGAAGAUGGAGAUUACUCGAGUGAUGAAAGUGCAGAAUGGAGUAAUGAAGAGAUCAGAGGUGAGAGAUACAGCCAGAAUUCAGAAUCCUUCCACGGCUUCGACGUGAGCAAACCAGAGCAUGCUUCAUAAGGUGAGAACCAAUUUUUAGCUGUAUAUAUAUAUAUACAUGCACUGUCAUCAUCUUUAUUGUGAAAUCAAAUUGGGUGUGUAUCUUUAAAAUAUUAAUUUAUUUAUUUUUAAAAUUGUCUAUUUAUGUUAGGUCAAUUUACUCAGUGUAAUUGAGAUAUUUAGGACCCGUUUGAAUUGACUUAAAAAAUAAG